AUGUUCAAUACAGUUUAUUCAACUCUUAAUGGUUCAACAUCUAAUCUUGCAGACUCCUCAGGCCAACCCUAUACCACAUUGUUUUCUGGACAGUCUGCGGCAGUGCCUAGGUUCCAUCCUUCUGGUGGUCUUCAAGGAUUGCAUAAUAUUCAUGGAAGCUUCAACCUGCCAACUGUGCCUAGUUCGUUUGCAUCCAGAGAGGCCGCAAUGGGUGUUGUACCAUCAGGUGGUGUUCAACAACCAGGAGGAAGCAUUCCUAGUGGACGGUUCUCAUCAAACAAUCUUUUGGUUGCAUUAUCUCAGAUGCCUCAUGGCUCUGGUGUCACAAAUAGAGGGGGUAUUAAUGUUGUUGGAAAUCAUGCUUUUAGUAGUAGUAAUAUUAAUGGAGUCACUGGGUCAAUAACUGGUAUUUCCUCAAGUUCAGCUUCUGGGAAUCGUAGUUCUGUUCCUGGUUUGGGAGUUUCUCCAGUAUUGAGUAAUGUAGGGCCAAGACUUACAAGCUCUGUAGGCAACAUUGUUGGUAGUGGUAACAUGGGAAGAAGCAUCAGUUCUGGAGGAUUAUCUGUGCCCGGUUUAGCUUCACGGGUAAACUUAGCUACUAUGCACAGAGCAAGAAGGAUAAUGUUGGCACCAGUAAGAAACAUAUUUGUGUACUAUCUAUUAAGUUCCAAGCAGGAGAUAGUUGCAGAUUUAACAGCUGAGUCCGAGUACAUAGCAGCUUCAGAGGCAAAAAAGGAAGCUGUGUGA
This is a messenger RNA of Zingiber officinale, 747 nucleotides long. RefSeq names its product probable NOT transcription complex subunit VIP2. The record is from RefSeq and is a predicted model, not a curated record. The transcript is spliced from 5 exons. Bases 1 to 747 code for a protein of 248 amino acids. Lineage: Eukaryota; Viridiplantae; Streptophyta; Magnoliopsida; Zingiberales; Zingiberaceae.